Kwoniella mangroviensis CBS 8507 is the source of this 1776-nucleotide messenger RNA. RefSeq lists its product as uncharacterized. The record is from RefSeq and is a predicted model, not a curated record. The transcript has 6 exons. The coding region runs from base 1 to 1776 and encodes 591 amino acids. Lineage: Eukaryota; Fungi; Basidiomycota; Tremellomycetes; Tremellales; Cryptococcaceae.
AUGGUGUCGAACAAGCACGAUUUUACCGACUCCGAGCCAGAGAUUGAAGGGGACGGCGAUUCUGUCAUAGAAGCAGGACCGUCCAACCCACGUAAACGACAGCUUAGCGAAGAACUUGCAGAGUCAUCCAAUGCAGGAGGGUAUAGUCGAGGUGGAAGCGUAGAGUUUGAUGAAUUGUUAGGGGAUGAUGAUGAUGGAGUCGAAGGGGAUACAGAACCCGUACCACCACCCAAGAAAGCUAAGAAGGGAGGGAAUCCGCUGAAAAUCACACUUCGACCAGGUAUCAACAACCUCAUCAAUCCUCAGCCUGAACCCAACUCGAAACCUAAAUCCAAAGCGAAAUCAAAUACCGCAAGACAUUCUGAUCGAUCAUCAUUAUCACCCCCACCACCUAUUACGCUCAAGUUCGGCCUGAAAUCAGCUAUGGCUGAGAAAGCUUCUUAUUCCUCAUCGGAGGAUGAUGAUCCCCUUCCUAUCCCUGAACCACCAAGUAAGAAGAAGAAAUCAGUUUCUUCUACUUCUACACCUUCUUCAUCCAAGGGCAGAACCUCAGCAGCGGCAGCUGCAUCGGCAUCGGCUGGAACGGGAUCAGCACAUAAGAAGAGCUAUGAUUGGUUGGCACCGUCAGUAGCUGGUGCUAGUCAUCGUGGACCACCCGAAAGACAAGGCUCAAUCUCGAACGGUUCAAGUAAGAUCACAGGAUGGUCUCCUGCUGACGAAGCUAUUGAUGGACUGUUGGAUGAUUCUCCCGAUACGACAACAGAGAAGAAACCACCUAAGAAAAGUCAUAAGAAGAAAGCCGCAGAUGCGCCUUCAGGUCCAGGUAAAGCUUGGAGAAAAGGUAUAAAAAAAUCAAUGACGGAUUCUGUCAAAGCAGAAGACGGCUUGUCGACACCAGGUGGAUCACCUUUAGUCCACGCAGCGACGCCAAUAAGUAGAGAAGCAUCGCCUGACCCACUUGAAAUCCCUCCGCGAUUGGUAAUCGAACGACCUAUGAAUCCCACCAUCGCAUCAGCUUCCAGAGAACCAUCACCUCCAUUCGUGCUUGCGGAUGCGAAGGAACUGGGGUUCCCCGUAUUUCCAAACCCUAUACAUGCGCCGAAGAUUCCUCUAGGUGCUUUCCCAAAGGUAACCCAAUAUUUCGCUCCUAUCAAUGGAGGCGAUGUGGGACCAUUCCCCCGAAAAGAGCCCGUGAGAAGUUGGACCCUCGGUGAAAAAGUGAUAGUUGGGAUUGGAGGCGGUCAGCUCAAAAUGAAAUCAUGGACUAUGGGACCGCCAUCGGAAUUAUCUCGUCUCGUCCAAGCAGAUAAAGAAGCGAAAGAGAUCGCUCGACUAGCCAAAAUCAAAUCCAACGCCAAUGCCAACGUCAACAACACUAACGCUAAUGCUACUCCCAACAACAACCCUACUACUACGCCUGUAGAAGGCAAUGGAGAAAGACCACCUUUAAAUUCGAUCAACUCCUUUGACUCGUCUACACCGAGUUUACCUCCGGCUUCUGGUGAGAAGGAAAAGCAGAAAGAAGACCAGAAGGAAGAUACGAUAUCUGAAGUUGGAGACGUAGAUGAAUUACAAUUACAAAGUGGACAGAAUACUCCUCCUGUCGCUAUCUCUACAUCAACACCUGCACCAAAGAUUAAAGUCAAAGUAGGUGGUGCUGGAAGUACAAGUAAGAGUAAGAAAGGUGCUGCGCCAAGAAAGAGUAAUCUAAGACAGGAGAUCUUACCUACUCCCCUUCAGAGUGAGGGGGAUGAUAAUGGAGAAGAUGAGUUGUAG